AUGAAGGAGAAGGGAGGAGAGCAGGAGGAGAGCCUGGGGUUUGCUCCAGUGAUGGUGGUGGUGGUGGUCGACGGCGACUACAAGGUCGCCGUCACCGCAAUAUGUCCGCAGCGAAUAAAUCGUACGUACGUACGUAUGAAGAAGGAGAGGAAGAACAAGAACGCGCAGAUUAUCAGUGCAAUCAACAUUCGCUGCCGCUUGGGGAAUCAUCCGCAAUGA
Molecule: messenger RNA, 219 nt
Organism: Necator americanus (New World hookworm)
Lineage: Eukaryota; Metazoa; Nematoda; Chromadorea; Rhabditida; Ancylostomatidae
Exons: 1
Coding region: 1-219 (72 amino acids)
Source: RefSeq, a predicted model, not a curated record